Prorocentrum cordatum is the source of this 470-nucleotide messenger RNA. NCBI's taxonomy places the organism in Eukaryota, Dinophyceae, Prorocentrales, Prorocentraceae. The record is from the annotation of a GenBank genome assembly.
AGGCCGCCGCAGGCCUCUUCCCUGCCCGGUGCCCAUCGGCACGCCCGCCGCGCGCGCGCGCGUCGCGGGCAUGACCCGCCCGCCGCCCCUCGGCGCGGCCCUCGGCGCCGAGGCUCUGCCGCGCCCAGUGCCGGCGCCCUCGCGGCGCCCUGCGCCGUCGGCCCCGCCGCUCCGCGCGGCCGCCGGCGGCGGCCGCGAGGCGCAGCAGCACAGCUGGAAGGAGGUGGAGCUUCAGACCCGCUGCGGUGUGCCCGCGGCUGCCCCGGACAGGCCCGACGCUGGCGCGAGCGGCGCUGUCAGGUUGAUCGUGUUUGACUUCGACCAGACUCUCUCCGUAGUCCAUGUAUUCAAGUCGUUGGCGGGCUGGGGCGACAAGCAGGCCGAGAAGACCAUGCAGGUCCCGCGGCCGUUCGCCAGCACGGAGCGCGGCCAGGUCCGCCGCAUCCGCGAGAUAGACGCCAGCUCCAGGC